Xyrichtys novacula (pearly razorfish) is the source of this 40700-nucleotide messenger RNA. The record is from the annotation of a GenBank genome assembly. Lineage: Eukaryota; Metazoa; Chordata; Actinopteri; Labriformes; Labridae.
CCUGGAAGUUUGGGGUAAAAAUUUGAUUUUUUUUCUAAUAACCUUGAUUAUCUUGAAGCCAAAUUAUUAUGGAUACAUUUUUCUUAUAUUGGUUGAAAUCUUCUCUUUAGCGCUGAUAAAAAAUACUGGACAAAAUAGCUUGUGUAAGGUUAAAAAUGUAUCUUCUGUGGCUGGCAGACCUCUAAUGAGUCUGAUCUGGUUAAUGUUAAACUUGCAUGUUGUAUAACCUGUGAAUUUGUGCAUAACAAGAGUCUUCCACAGGCCAUCACGAGUAAACAGUUUUUUUUACUACUGCAGACUGAGUAGAUUUAUUGUUUUGGUGUACUGGCUCUGAGCUUUUUCCUCUCUGGAAAACAAAAUCUAGUUUACUUUUUUUUUUUUUUUUACUUUAUUCAUUUUUAUUUGUUUGCUUGUCUUUGAAAAAUACAAAAUUCAAAGUCAUUAUCACAGUAAAUAUCUUGUCAAUCAACAUGUACCCAGGUUUAAGUUUAGACGUUUCCUCUUGUUUGAAAAUUUAACUUUGAUCAAGAUAUUUUGUUUUUUCUUUAUUUUUGUCGACAUCAAUUGUUCUUCACUGGCAGAGGGGCAAUGAAUGCAGAAGGAGAGGUAAUUAGUUAAAUAUUAGUUUGUUAAAGAGACAACUCAGCCAGAUGAUUAAAUGCAUGGGUGACAUUAGGGUUAAUCAACUACAUUUGCUCAUAUUGCAGUUACAAAAUAGUUAGUCUUUGUGCUUGUACUUUUUUGAGUACUUUUUUAAAAUUAUUAGUUUUCCUAUAAAGUGUUUUCUGUGGAAUAUGUUGUUCUUCACUUCAUUUUACAUAGCAUGAAUUACUGAAUAAAAUACUAACUCAAAACAUUAGCUAAACACCCACUGCACAACAGCCAACUGAUAGAUGAUGUUGACACCAAAACAACAACUAAAUUUUUUCAAAUUAUCACACAUUCAAUAUAAACUAUAUUACUGUGACAGGUCUAAGUAUAAAUAUUGUUUCUAGAUAUUUCAAGCAAUAAUUCUAUUCUGUUGUUUCUGUCACAAACCAGAAAUUUAACAAAAACAGAGGGAGGACCCAUGUGCAGAACUCAAAAUGUUUAAUCGAACAAAAGACAAAAGAUGAAAGUCCGACAAAAACUCACUCUAAAAAUGUCCAACAGAGAAAUCCAAAAACACAGCAAGCAAAAAUCAAAAUAAAACAAAAGGCACAAGGAAAAUACUAUAGGACGGGCUCAGACACUGUGGACAAUGAACAAAGAACAAUGAAUCAAAAAGAAGGAACCCAACACAGGGACUAAAUACACUGCAAUGAGAGACAGGUGAAACACUAAGACACAGGUGCAUACAAUCACUGAGGAGGGAAAACACAGAUUAAAAAAAUGAACAAAACUUGACACAUGGGAAUUGACUUCUACCAAAUAAACCACACACACAGGGAGAAGGAACUACAAAAUAACCCGAGAAACACUGAAAACUGACCACAAGACCAAACAGAAAAACACAAGAACAACAGGAACAUACGAAUAACUGACACAGUGGAAGGAACAAUAGGGAACAGAAACACUGAAAAAUACAUAGAAUGUACAACUAACUUAAGAAACCAGAUAAAACUAAAUUAACAAGAACAUAUUCUGACAGUUUUGAGUAUUUUUGGCUUGCAUCAUCAAGCCUCCCCUCUCACAAGUAAGCAGGGACCAUCUACCAAGCGCACUAGUGACUGAAGACAGAAAUAUCCUCACCUGAUAGGAUGCAGAGCCAACAUCCCUUCACCUGGAAAUAGUGUUGGUUAAAUUGGUGACAUUAGUUUUGGCACCUCAAUGGGUUAUAGGUAGGCCUGCUCAUAUAGUAUCUGUGUCUAAGCAUUUGCAUACAAAUAUGUGCAUACAUUUACCAGUUGAAUGUGAAUAUGUAUGCAUAUAUGAAUAGAGGUAUGUAUAGAGAUAUCAGAAUGUUCAUUUGUGUACUUGUGUGUUUAUAUUUUGGCGCAUAAUAAUACUGAAUUAUAAUGCAAAAAAUAUUGAGGCCUGCUCAGUAUGUACUUAUUAUAGGCCUACUUAUUCUUCUUUUACUUUCCUUGAGUAGAUGAACAGACUUGUCUUUUUACUUGCACUUAGGUAAGAUUUCAUUUCAGUGAUUGUAUAUUUACUAGGGUAAAAUAAUGUAGCUUUUUUCUCCACCCUGGAUUAUAUAAAUAAUUUAGAAAUUGAACAACAUAAUUUUGUUUUGGACAUUAUUUAAAGAGACUUGACAUUAUAAUUGGGCGGAUUCAAACUUAAAUGGUAAAAGCACGCUUAAAAAAGUCAUUAACUGUCAAGAUUUACUUGCCCCUCAGUCUAAGCUAUCAAAACAAUGCAUGAGGAUCUCUUUCUCAUAUUUCGGAUCACGACAUUAAGGCAAUCAUAGUUUUGUCUCUAACUAGUCUAUCUGCAUAUAUUUCAAGAUGUUGUUCAUCCCUGCAAACCAACAGAAUGAGUGUAAACAUAACUGUCUUGCUAAUGUUGCAUGGUAAAAAAAAAAGUCUCCUAUGGUCAACUUUCCCCGUGUAUGGGGUAAGUUAAGCCAUACACGGUUACACGGUUAAGUUAUUCAACUGGUACAAUCAAUCGUUUUAUUAUUAUUGCAUAUAACUGCUCAAAAGCUGUUUUUUAAAAAGCCAUUUUAAUAUGAGAAUGUCUUUGAAUGAUUCAGAACAUUCACAGCUGUAUUUUUGAAAAGGAAAAGUAAAACAUUUCAACAAUCUGAACUGAAACUCUGAUCCUCUCAUCAGACUCCUUUACUUUCUCAGUUGAGCCACUGGUUUAACUUACCGCAGAUCAAACUGUUAUGACUUUAUUAGUCCUCUAAGCUAAAAUGGUGGACUUUUAUGUUAGGUUUUCGACCUCAUGAUGUAGCUCAUAGUUACAUAAAACAAAUUUAAAAUGAUCUUUUUUGGUCUGAACACAAUUCUAAUAAAACUUAUGACAGACUAAAUUUACUUUCAAUACAGAAAAAUGUUUCUUUUUUUGUAAAUAAAGGUCUAACCCCUUCACCCAUGUGCUUCUAACCUUCACAGGCUCCAUGAAUUGAUGCCCAUCUCCUAAAUAUUUGGUCACAUGAUCAAUUUCUUUUACUAUUUCCAAGCAACAACUUACCCUUUGGCUCAACUUACCCCACUCUCCCUUAUCUGCCAACUUCAGGGACGUCAAGAGAGAAUAAGUUUCCCCUCCUUAACGCCAGUAGGAUGGGCCGUUCGCGGUGAUAUAAAAUCGAAUAAAAAACGAGUGUCUUAAUUCUUGUUGUAUUGCGGUAAUAUGAGGUCACCACAGUCUGGGGUCCCUUCAGUUUGUUGUUCGCAGUAGUCCUCUGUUUGCGCUUUUCCUUUAAGCGCAGAAAAACCCCGGCCCUGACGUCAGCAGUAAAACCUGCUCCUUCUUCUUCUUCUGGGUGUCUCUGUCUGUCCGUCGGAAAGUGAAGUGUUGUUUGGCAUGCUAGUGGUCCCGGAGUUUCUCUUCCUCUUGUUUGUCCGUCGUUUUUGUGUCGUCUUCGCAAAUAUAACAUACGUCGCGGGGUUAAUCGUUAUAACUACAGAAAGACAGACCUGUAAACGAUUUAUGGGACGUUUUAAUAAAGUUCCCGAAGUGCCUUUUGAGGAACCGGCGGACGGCGAACCGUUGCCGCGAUGGAUAAGCUAACUGAUAGCUGAGUAGCGUUAGCCGCGACUCCCGGGUCAAUAAUAGGUCCAAGUUAGCAUGCUAAUAGCGAGCUAAGUUAGCAUUUUGUCGGCUAACUUUGUGACUUUGUUAACCUGUAACGUCAGAACUACCCAGGUCAUUUCUCGGGCCUGGCUUCUACAUAGUUCGUCACAGGCCAACCAAGCUAACCCCAGGAAGAGGACUCAUUCUUCUGUAUUAACAGGGGGGGAAAGUAGACCAGAUAAGUUUAGUUUCCAGGGGCGGCUGUUCGUCUCUCUCAGCCCAGACCGAGAGCAUGCUGUCGAACGCACAGAACCAGCCGCUGUUUCCCAACCCGGCGGGACAGCAGAACACGGCCGGGCAGCAGAAUCCGGGCCAGUUCCUCCCCUUCCACGCCAGACCCAGCUUACAGAUCAAGAAGAACGCCAUAACUGAUGAGUACAAGGUGACCAGCCAGGUGCUGGGGCUGGGCAUCAAUGGCAAGGUGCUUGAGAUCUUCCAGAGGAAAACUGGAGACAAGUAUGCGCUAAAGGUAGGUUUGAUUUAGUCUCACAAACUAGAAAGCAGGAUAUCUUUGACAAUAUCGAAACCUUUCAUUGAUGGUGAAACCAACGAAUGUACAGGAAACUUUGUGUGCCCACCUCAAACUGUUCAUUUCUGAAGCUAUUCCAGUGACAACCAAACUACCUACACUCUUUCAGGGAUGAUUAAAGGUCAUUCUUUUAAGCUUCUCAAAUAAGGUUCAUUUCUUGUUAUACAUUGGCGUGUGAUGGGAGGAUUGAACGGACUGCCCAAUAGGUGUUGAGGUUGCUGGUUGUACAAAACUAGAAGUUUCGAAAUGGAAAACUUCUACAGAGGUCUGAUUGAUUGAUAGAUAAGCAGACUUGGUUUCUUGGUCAUGUGUUGUCCUGUGAAGCUCAGUUAGCAAUGGUUAGAAUUCAGGUAUUUGCAAAUGACAGGUAGUUUGGACUCCUCAUCUGAUAAUGUAGUUGAUAGUUUAUGUUAAAAGUGAAGAAUGUAUUUGAUUGUUUGAAUAUGGACAACUGGUUAUUAUUUAGUGACACAAACUAGAAAGCAGGAUACCUUUGACAAUACUGAGACUGUUCAUUGAUGGAAAGACCAAUGAAUGUACAGGAAACUUUGUGUGUCCGCUCAAACAGUUCAUUUCUGAAGCUAAUCCAGUGACUACCAAACUACCUACACUCUUUCAGGGAUGAUUAAAGGUCACUGUUUUAAGCUUCUCAAAUAGGGUUCAUUUCUUGUAAUACAUUGGCGUGUGAUGGGAGGAUUGAACGGACUGCCCAAUAGGUGUUGAGGUUGCUGGUUGUACAAAACUAGAAGUUUCGAAAUGGAAAACUUCUACAGAGGUCUGAUUGAUUGAUAGAUAUGCAGACUUGGUUUCUUGGUCAUGUGUUGUCCUGUGAAGCUCAGUUAGCAAUGGUUAGAAUUCAGGUAUUUGCAAAUGACAGGUAGUUCGGACUCCUCAUCUGAUAACGUAGUUGAUAGUUUAUGUUAAAAGUUAAGAAUGUAUUUGACUGUUUGAAUAUGGACAACUGGUUAUUAUUUAGUGACACAAACUAGAAAGCAGGAUACCUUUGACAAUACUGAGACCGUUCAUUGAUGGAAAGACCAAUGAAUGUACAGGAAACUUUGUGUGUCCGCUCAAACAGUUCAUUUCUGAGGCCAAUCCAGUGACUACCAAACUACCUACACUCUUUCAGGGACGAUUAAAGGUCACUGUUUUAAGCUUCUCAAAUAGGGUUCAUUUCUUGUAAUACAUUGGCGUGUGAUGGGAGGAUUGAACGGACUGCCCAAUAGGUGUUGAGGUUGCUGGUUGUACAAAACUAGAAGUUCCAAAAUGGAAUACUUCUACAGAGGUCUGAUUGAUUGAUAGAUAAGCAGACUUGGUUUCUUGGUCAUUUGUUGUCCUGUGAAGCUCAGUUAGCAAUGGUUAGUGCUCAGAUAUUUGCCAAUGACAUGUGAUUUGGAUUCAUCAUCUGAUAACGUAGAAGAUAUUUUACGUUACAAGUUAAGAAUGUAUUUGACUGUUAGAGUAUGAAUUACUGGUUAUUUACUUUUUUUAGAGAUGCACCAUUCUUCAGGGGUUAUCUCUAGUCCCAAAUCACAGGUGACAGAGUUUUGCAACAUGGGAGUAGGACAUAGGUUCUCAGUCUUCCAAGGAAAGAGUCUGCAUUAUGCAAUCCGUGUAGGUGUCACUCACAUCCACCAUUUCAUGCGAAAAGAUCAAGAAGAGAUAAGUGAAUGUUUUUUUUAAGUUCAAACCCUCAUGAUUUAAAUUUAUGUUUUUUGUGUGCCCUUCAAAUCAGAUAAUGGUUAGUGCAGGCUGUAAAGAGGCUGUGUAGUAAAAGGAACUUCCUCUGAAAAUCACAUUCAGCUUAGGUCAAUGAUUGAUAAAGGGCAGACGUCACAGCAACUAUCCACACACAAGUGACCUAAACAGGGCCCAGGGAAGCAAUUUACCAAUGAUGAGUGGAUCAGUUAUUUAUUUACCAUUAAACACGCGGUUGCAGUGUAAAGUUUGUUGAAGUAGAUUUUGCAUUCUUCCUUAUGUGAAUGACAGUUUGAGAACAUCCUGUGUAGUGGUUUAGACUGACAUACUCUAACUGGGUUAACACCUUUUUACUCUGCUCACUUUGACAGACAGUGGUAAGUCAAACCAGUUGUGUUUGUCGGUCAGCCUUGUUACGCUGUGUUUGUCACUCUAUAUAUGAAAUUAUUUUUCCUGGGCUUGUGUGUUUUCAUAAGGCCUAAGCUGCUUCAGUUUCUGUCAUACUGACUAAUCUUUAAGACUGUAAAGUUCGUCGUAGUUUUGUUUCAGGUAUACACUGACCAAUGGGUAGUCUAAUAUACCCAAUACACCAGGUCUACCAUAUUUUCUCCUUUUAUGACACUUUUACAUUUUAAAUUUUUGUUGACAUGGUCAGGCAGGUUUAUUCUUUGAAUUAUUGCUGAAGUUGUCGUGGGUGUUGCUGGUAUGCUGUUGAAGAUGUUAUGGGUGUUGCUGGUAUACUGGGAUGUAUUGUUUUAAAAGGUACUCCUUAUAUUUUGCUCCCCUCAUGUCUGUUCAUGAAGUGGACAAAAAGGGAAAGGACCACUUUUCUGGGCUGCGCGUGAAUUGACUAUUCGGCAUUCUUUAUCUUUAUGUAUAGCUAAAAUAUCUUUAAAAUGAGCAAAUACACCUGUGCAUGCUAUUUAUCUUCAGCUUGGAUGACUUCUGCACAUAUCUUAUUACCUGUGUGUUUUUCAGUAAGCACUGAAAGAAAACAUUAAAAAAAUGCCAACAAAGAAAUAUAUCAGUCAUAUUACUUUUUACCAAAGAAUAUUAUGCUCAUAGUUUACUGUACGUUUUAAACCUGCCUGAUGAUGUAUUUGUUGUUAUGAACAUUUAUGGACUGUAGUUUUUAUUUUUGGGAGAAAAGGAAAAAUGGAGGUUUUAUUUUUAGCUUAUGUCGCCCAGUCCUGCAAUAAUAAAUGUACACUACAAUUAUCACCUCUCUGAUAGUUUCAGCAAAAAAACAGAAAAUUGAGAUGCUUCCUAAAAAAAGUAUUUGUGGUAGAGUUGAUGUAUUGGAUAACAUUAUAUUACCUAGGUGUUCAUGGUGUCAUGGCUGUCUGGUAUACAUCAGUAUCAUGUUUGAAGAGCUUUUAUGAGUGCGCUGUAACCACUCUUGGGUAUUUUUAGACAGAUAUAGUCUGCUAGCCAAUUAGAAUGAUUAAAAAAUAAUAAUUUCACAACAUUUUUUACAUUUUUUUUAAAAUUUACAUUUCAGGUAACACAAGACAGCACCACAAACAACAAUGUCACGGCUACACAGGACAGAGAAAAAAAUUAAAUAAAUAAAACAAAAUAGAAUUUAUAAAAAAAAGGGAGAAGAGGGGUUGGUGUAUGCUCCCAAUGCUUGUGUUUAAGUAAUAAAAGGCAGUAUAACAAGAUGUCUGCAUUCGUACAAGGUACAUAGCAAACACGAUGAGUCAAGCUACAACAUGUUACAAGCAUCACAUUUUUUUCACUUUACAUCACAGUACAUCAAAACAAAGGAAAUCCCUAAUAUGAUUGUGAAGACAACACACCCUGUCGCAUCUGUUUCCAAAUUACCUCAGAUCUUACUUUAUUAUCAUUCAGUUUGUCUGUGAGUCGCUCCAUUCUUACAAGGUUGAAAAACUCAGACAAGAAGGUUUCAAUAGAAAAACAAUUUGGUGUUUGGGAAUUUUCCAAUUAGAUAAGAUCUUUCUCUUGGCAGCUAGAAAAGCUAUGCCAACUGUUUUCCUUUCCCGUUUGGUUUUCAGCUGUUUAUCCCUCUGGCCCAACGAACACAACGCUGGACAUGGCAAAAUAUUAACAUUAACAAUCUUUGAAAUUAACUUGCAAACUCCUUUCCAAAACAAAUCAACAGCAGGGCAGAACCACAACAUAUGAAUCAGGUUUCCCACUUGUCCACAUUUAUGCCAACACAGAUUUGAGGUACUUGGGUCUAUUUUAUUAAGUCUAGAGGGAGUAAUAUAGGCUCUGUGAAGAAUUUUCAGUUGUAUUACUCUACCUUCGACCAGUUUGGAAAUCGUUUUCAUGUCACACCAAAUGUUUCCCCACUCUUCAGGAGAUAAUUGAACCCCUAUGUCGCGUUCCCAUUGUGACUGUCUUUGAGUUUGGAUUUGAGGUGGAAUAAAGUAACAAUUUGUAUAAACUUGAAACUAUUCCUCUAUUUGAUGACAGAACUUUGAGGUUUUUUUUUAUUAAUUUCAUAAUUAUAAUCAAAAUAGGUUUUAGGACAUUUAGAGACAAUUGAUUUAAACUGGGAGUACUGUAAAAAACUUUUGGUAUUCAGGUUCGUGUUAUAUGUUUUUAUAAGUUCUUCCAAGGGGAGAAUCUCUCUGUUUUCUACAAUUUAAGAGAUCUCUACGGUAUUGUGAUUACACCAUUCGUUAUUAAACAGAGGACUCCCCGCAGCUUUAAAGGCGUUGUUAAACCAUAGUGGGGAAGAUGGGAGGCAUGAAUUUGCAAUAUCUAAUCUUUUGUGAAUUUCUCUGCCUAUGUCACAUGAAAACUUAUUAAUGCAAAUAUCCAUCUUCUUAGGUGGGACAGGGCUGUACCAGAGUGAAGAUAUUGACACUAGUUUGUUCCUUUCCUUUACAAGAUGUUCUUCAAGCCAAUCCCAGCUUCCUUUGUCUCUAAACUUUUUAUAUCCUCAAGUAAUUAAGUAUCUGGCAUUAGAAGAAAGAUAAUAUAAAUAAACAUCUGGUAUGCUGAGACCCCCUUUGUCUCUUGGUAGGGAUAAUUUUUUUCUAAUUAAUUCUAGACUUCUUAUUGUUCCACAGAAAAGAGGAGAACAAUUUAUUAACACUGUCAAACCAGGACUUUUCAAUAAACAGAGGAAUAGAUGACACUAAAAAAUUCAGUCUGGGAAGGACAUUCACCUUUAGCAUUUCUGCCUGCCCCCAUAAGGACAGAGGCGGGGCAGGCCAUCUUUUGAGGUCUUCCUGUAUGUUAUUCAAUAAGGGUUUGGCAUUUAAGUCCACUAAUUCAUUAAUGGAUGAUCUGAUUUUCACUCCGAAAUAUGUCAUACCUUCUAAUCUCCAAAUAAAAGGGGCAGAACCAAGAUCAUUAACAUGUGUAAAUUUGUUUAGGGGAAUGGCUUCACAUUUGGUCAAGUUUAUUUUAUAGCCUGAAAGUUUGCCAAAAUGGUCAAUGGUUUCUAAGACUUUGGGUAAAGAAUGUAGAGGAUCUGACCACGUCAGUAAAAUAUCGUCCCCAUACAUAUUUAAUUUGAAAUCAUGGCCACCAAUACAAGUGCGUGUAAUCUCCUUAUCCUGACGAAUAGCACAAGCCAAUGGUUCAAGGGCUAAAAUAAAAAGCAACGGGGAAAGGGGGCAUCCUUGUCGAGUAGAUUGCCAUAAUUGGAAGGGAGUUGAGAGUAUUCCAUUACUUUUUAUUAUAGAGACAGGUUCUUCAUAUAACACUCUUGUAGAUAUAGAGCCCUCAGACUGAACAUGGAAACACUUCAACAAUACCCUAUCGUUCUGACCAAAAAAGUAUUUGCCCUACAAAAAGGGCCAUGUUUUUCAGGGACUGAUAAAAGUAAUGUCUCACCAUGAUUUGAUAUUUUCACUAAAUGAAUGAUUGUUCUACUUUUUUUUAUUGCACUUUAUGGACUUUUCUACUUUCUCUUUCAGACUGACAAUAAAACAUGAUGGAACACAAUCAGCAGCCUCUAUAUGGUUCAAUACAUGUCCCUGCUCUGGGUCCAAGAUUCAGGGGGAACUGGUGUCUCUGGAACUGAAACUUUGUCUUGGUCCUUUUAGAUUGUAAAUGUCAAGAAGGGAGUAGGGAGGCAGAAAGACAAAAGAGGAAUAGAGGGUGUCCUCAACAGGGUGUCCUUAUUUACAUUUUACCUUGACAAUUCCCUUAUUGAUUCCUUUCUUCCUGGUGCCUUGAAAAACGGUCUCGCGAGUGUGCCACUUUACACGAACGGGAACAAGGAAAGAGGAAAAAACAUGGCGGACGAUAUGAAAAGUAGGCAGAAACGAUCUAAAGAGUGGCUUAAUUUUACUAAGAAAGACGACAACAGUGCAACAUAUGUGGAGCAGUGAUAACUUGCAAAGGUGGACACACCAGCAACAUGCUUCAACAUUUGUCAAAGGGGCAUGGCAUCAAAUAUAAGGAGUCACAUGUAUUCGAUGCUCUUCGCCGGUGUUCUGCCGUAGAAUGCACCGCUGCCGUAGAAUGUACCCCCUGCAUCCCAUCCACUCAUUAGCUUCUUAAAGUGGAAGAAAAUGAUCUCAUAUUUAAAAACAUGAGUAUUCGAUCAUGACAUCAUGUCAAAUAGAGCAGCAAAUUUUCGUUCUGUUUUUAUGUGUCUCAAAAAUGCACUUAAAGAGAUGUACUUGGGUAUAUUAACUCUACAGUAAGCUGUCAAGGUAGAGAACAUUAUAUUUUUGGGACAGCAAAUAUUCCGAAUCAGAGGGCUAUCGUUUUUUUGGCUUAUCUGAACAGUCUGAAUGAAAUCAUUAAAGGCACACGCUUUUGAAUCCACCCAAUGGUAAGGAAAACUUGGAUUAUUUCGCCUUGUUAUGUACUUUCAACCGUGCUCCCGUCAGGGGUGCAUUCUAUGGCACAACACCUGUUGAACACCAGUCGUCAGCCGCUGCAGCCCCGUCUCAGCACGGCAUUGAAGGUACAUAUGAUAGGGCGACCAUAUGUCCUCUUCCUCUUUUACUCGGACAUGUCCUCUUUUUUUUCUCCGAGGGCAGUUUAUGUCUUGAACGUGUAUUCAUUUAUUAUAAAACAGUGCGGCGCAUCAGUGCUCUCUGCAGCUCUGCCCCUUCGCUCACUUCUAAGCAAAGCCACUCACGCGACGCACGCAUGCACUGUCUUUGGGAAUUCAACUGAGUUGGAAGUACAUGAAAAAACACUCGACCUGCCAAAAAAAAUAAAAACAUCUCAAAAUUUCGUACACAAGUCCGCCCCGCGUAGUAGUGUCCUCUUUUUGGGGAUUUAGAAUAUGGUCACCCUAACAUAUGUCCUGUGUUAACAUUAGCACAAUGCAUGCCAGAAACGCUGUACAAAUAACAUUUCUGUUUGAUUAUUUUAGACUCUCACUCAUACAUAUGUUUCUGUUAUCAGAGACUCAAUACAAUUUUAAGUUAAUGGUGAAAACCUAUAGUCUACUUUUUUAAUCGAAGAAAGGCAUUGAUAAGGGAAUCGUUAAAGAAUUGAAUUGAUAAGCAGAAUUAUUAAUGGCAUUGAUAUCGAUAAAAUCUUAUCAAUUCCCAUCCCUAUUUUUAUACGAAGUAAUUACCCCAGAAACACCAGAGUAAAAAGUUUGACUCUUGAGAAAUCACAUUCCACAAACUACUCUCAGUUGAUCCUGAAGUAUUCCGUUUUGGAUUUUUUAAUGCAACCAGUUUGGUGACCAAAAGUGUGUGAAAUGUAAAAAUAAGUAAAGCGAUGUAGUGUGUGCUGAGAUGGAAGAGUUGGUGCUGAAGGUGACAGAUUCUCAAAACGAGCCAAAGAAACCCAUUUAAAAAAAAAAUUAGAGUACAGAAACAAAGACCGCUCACUGCAUGUAUUCAACAAGGAUUUAAAAUGAAUAAAUCCUUAGUGAAAUUCACAGACAAGUAGAUGAAAAUAUAACAGGACCCAAAAUGGGUGGUAACUAUUUCAGUGUAAAGCAUUUAAACAGAUGGCCUCAGAGCUCCCUCUCUUGAUUUCUCGUCUGUGAAAGGCGCUGUAUAAAUAAAGUUUACUUACUUACUUACUUAGAUGGAAAUAGUCUUUUUACAUACACAACAACACACACACGCACAGACUCUCUUUUCAGUAUGAGUUGUUUGUGAUAUUGUAGCUUCCCUGAUGCCUUCUCAUGCUUUUGUGAGACAGACUGCUGCCAAAUAUAUUUGUCACCUUCACUGAUGAACUAAUGAACUGGCGCCCUUCAUUGACGUCAGCUGACUCAGCCCCAUCUCAUCCAUUGCAUUUAUUAGGUUUGCAGUAUCCUAUCUGCCAGCCUGGCCCCAAGGUGAUAUCACCUUGUAAAACGUUCACCUGUCUCCUGCACCACGUUUUAUGCGAACAGCUCAGCGGAAUAAUUUGUGUCUGAGAAAUGGAGCCACUGUGAAACAUUUCUUAUACCUUUCUAUAUAUUAUGCUUGAUGCAUUCUGUAUUAAAACGUCAGUAUCUUUGACUUUUGUCUGAGGUGAAGCUCUGCUCUCUCCUGUGUUGAUCGGUCUGCCUUUAAACGACCGUGUCACAAGAGGGUGUGAGUCAUCUUCAGGUAUCGUCUUACAGUGACUACAUUUACAUUCACACAAGAAACCAGGUUAUCUAAAGCAAUCAGGUGAAGCCCACAUACGUAUCCAAAAUAGCACAAUUUAAAUACUACAAUGGGUUAGGGUUGCCCCUUGUUGUUACAGAAAACUAAUAAGGUAAAUGAAACCCUUUCCCUGAGUUCACAGUGAUUAUGUGCAUGAAGGUCCAACUGCCUGCAAAAUGCUAACACUUGCAUGAUCAUACAGCUCAGAGCUAUACCCUCAUCUGAGGUUGACUCUAUUUAGUAUUGUGAAAAGAGAAAUAAUGCAGAUUAUGUAACAAGGUGUUCCCAUCUAAACUUGAACAUAACACAAACACUCAGUUCCUAGAUAACGCUGCGGGCUACUGUGAGGUCAACUUCUUUUCCUGACAGCACAACACUGUGUGUGGCAAAACUCAGAGUCAGGACCUCCCAUUGUGCCAAUGCAGUAGUCAAAUAAUCUUCUGUGUGACACUGUUAUUUAAUUUAUUUGGCUGGAAAAUGGAGAAUGCACAUGGGGCCACUCUUAAGGGAAUUUAUUUCUUAAGGAUAAUCAGUUUUUUUUUACCUUUUUAUGAGACAUAAAAACAAGGCUAUUACUUAUUUUGUUUUUUUCCUAUGUUACUUGUGAUGGAUGUUUUCAUUUCAGUCUAUGGAUAAUUUGUCUUUGAUACCUUUUUUUCUCUCUCCAUUUUAUAGCACAGCAGGUGAUUUUUUUUUCCUGGUCAUUUUAAGUUGCAGCAACAGAAUGAUGGGUAGUUGCAUCAGCACAUAUCCUGCGAUGUUCAGUUGAGAAUAGGACUUGACAAUUAAUCCAAACUUCACUACAACUGACACACUCAACCUCCAAAGGCUGUUAUUGUGUUUGAUUAGAAGAAAGUGUAAAUGGUCUUUAUGUUCCCCUCAAUUAUUCUAAAAUCAGAAUGAAAAGAUUAGUGCUCUCUUAUGAGAGAAAGUAUCCCAGCUCUAAUAACUGAGUGUGUUUAUAGUUCAAAACUUAUCAAUGAACUAUGAGAGUAGAAAAUUAAUUGUGUAAUUGUAUUUGAUUUGAGGUCGUCACUAGGUAGGAAGUUGUGAGCAAGUUUGUUCAGCCAGGCAGCGACAGUGUUGUAUUUACCUUAAGUCAGACACAAAAUGUGUACACAUAUUAGGAAGAGCCAAAUAAUAUUUUCUUCACACAACUAGAAGUGAAGAGUUUGACAGUAAGGCUCCAAGAUCUUUUUUUUUAUGUAGGACAGUCUAGCUUUGUUUGAUAAGAGUACAUGAAAAUUCAUUAGGAAGAAAAGGCGACUUUACAUACAGUUACUUUCUCUCUAAGUUUAUGAACAUGGGUUUCUUUUAUGUCCAGUAGACUCCACUUAGUGACAGGCCAUUUUGUUCCUCAUGGAUGUUGUUGCAUUUGUUGUAACAGAUUUUGUUUAAUCUCUACAAACCCUGACUUUAACUGUAGACUUGUUUUAUUCCUGCUUGUGGUUGUUUGAUCAAUCCUAAGCUGGUAAAAUGUCUUACAACAUAUGAUUUGAUUGAAGUUUUGUUUUCAUACUGUUUUAAAGCCGAGCCCUCUGAGGUUUGUUGGUUGACCUGAACAUUUUUUUUGCAGUGGUAUCUGACAAACUGUCAUGUCUAAGUUGGGAACAGGUGUUCAGCAAUGACUCUUUGGUUUAGUCUGGUUUUGCUACCCUGUUCCAUGUAUGUGUCAUUAAGCUGACUUGACCUGAGACACUAUGACUAAUUGGUUUGGCUUGUGUUUACUACACUCGGCUGUACAAGUUUAAAUGUAGACCAUUGAAUGUGUAAUUUUAUUUUGACUUCUUUGAGACACUGUCCACUAUUAGUGUAUCAGUGGAUUAUUUUUCAUCUGUAAUGCUCUUCUUGCUGAACUUUCUCUUCAUAUUGUACCUGCUUCCUAUACAUGUGUGAGCACUAUGUGAUCUCACUUGUUUACUUAAGGCAAACUUAUCUCAAAUUCAGUUGUAUUCACAUAUUUACUCAGUAAUGAUGUCAAUUUACUAGGCCUAUCAGAACUGGCCAUAUUGGCUGUUAUGUUGAGCAAACUGAACAGCCUGACAGCAUACAGGAUCCUCUGUUUGCUCUUUUCCACUGUACUGAUCAGUUGCCUCUUUUGAUGAGGGGUGUUAAGGUGAAAGUAGAAGAUUCAGGUACAUCACUGAUCUGCUGUCAGCAUCUGCUGUAAUGAAAGAGUGUAGACGACAUCUUAUGUGAGACAAUCCCACUUUUUUCACAUCUACUCUAAAGUGCUUAACGCUAGAAACUGACUGUUGAAGUCUUGAUUUGCCAGACAACUGCAUAUAAAAACUUUUAAAGACACGAUAUGCCAGCUAAUGUAAACCUGACUCACCAUCUCUGCUGCCCAGUUACGUAGUGACUGUCAUUGGUGAAGCUCUCACUCCUGUGACUGGUAAUAAGGUCAUGCUAGAUAGCUGCAUCUAAGUGUCUUUUUUGUGAAGGAAUAUAAACUUUCAUGUAUCAUUGUCAGUUUUUUAAAAAUCUCCCAGAAUACAUCUGAAUUUGGGCCUGACCGAUUUAUCGGCGAGCCGAUUAAAUCGGCCAAUUUUAGCCCUUUGAGCGACCUCAUGACAAUCUUUAUCCACUAACUACCUCACAGCACAGCAGAGUGACGGAUCUGAAGCAGGCAGCUCAGGGUCAUGGAGGAGAGUGGUCCGCCACAACGGUAAAUAAACCAAUUUGUGAAAUACACAAUAAGUCAAGUUUCAGUUCAACCCGCUUCACGAUGUUCUCCCCUGUGCUGGUCUAGGUCACGCAGAGUUAAUGGUGAAGCACCAUGUAAUAUGCAAGUUAAAGUUAGAGUUAGCCAUCUGCUAUUAGCCUUGCUACACUGGUAGCCGUGCCGGUAACGGUAGAAUAAACAACAGUACACAUUACGUGAUCGAGCUACUUCUCUUACUGAGGCAGCUGCAUGUCUCCAGAUGAGUACCGGGCCAAAAAUGAGUAACGUGAGUUAAGAUGCGGAGGCGCCGAUCGGCCGGGUGGGGUGGGGGUAGUUGAAAACGCUUUUCUGGUCCGAGUUUGAUCAGUCAGUCUUCCUGUCGGCAUGAAGAGCAGGCCUAAGGCGUGGUUUAUGGGAUAAUACAUGAACGCAGACAUUCAAGAAGAGAGAGGUUCAAAGAGGCAAAAAAAGAGCAGGAGUCAAGGUUUGUGGAAAAGGAAAGGGAGCAGGUUAAAGUGGUCUGUGAACAAACACUACAAUAAGACAGAUAAUUGGAACAGUUACACCCAGGUGAAGUAGAGUGUCAGAUAUUUUAAUAAGGAAAAAUCCAGCACAAGUAUGCUGUUAUUUUCAGGAAAAGCUGCAGAUAGUUUUUGUUUGAUGACAUGACACUUCCUGAAAUUCAGAUAGAUGUGGAAGUCCACUGCUGAGGUUAACACACCUGCCGAGGUUUUGCUGAGGAGAGGAACUGUCACCAUUUGUCCGUUUCGGUCACGGUUUUUGUUGUUUGUUAGGUUUUUAUUUCCCAGUGUUUCUCUGGCUCCUGUAGAACAGAAGAAUUUAGUUGAUUUUGUGGGGAUAUGAAGCAUAGCAUAUGAACCGGGCAUACACACUGUCAUGUCUGAUUAAAGGUUUAAUAGAGAUAAAGAGGAAGAGCCUGGCCCAAGCCUGAGUCAUGAGGCGGUGAGAGAAAGGAAGGAACAAGAGGGAGGGGGAGAGGAAGGAAGAGGUUCUCUGGUGGCCCUCUUUGAUUUAUUUUGCUUCAUCUUACUGUUAAAUUCUGAGAGUUGCCUUUCAGAUACCUUUUUUCUUUUUUAUGCUGGAAGAGUCCCCGUUCAUUAUUCAACACAAAACCACUGAUUACCUGAUGAACAAGAGUAAACUCCCCCUCAGCAUCAAAAUAAUCCUGUUAAUGAGAGUUUUGACUCACGAGCUUAGCCUUUAGCAGUAACGCUUCAGUGUUUUUCUCUUAGUUUUUCAGGGGCAUUCGGGGAUCAUUCAGAUACUUAUAUUUGACACUGCUUAUUUUUGGUGAUAGUUAUUGAUACCGUUUUUGAAAGCAGCAACUCUUCUUAAAGGAGCAAUACGUAGUUAGGGAAUGCUUGGCAAUUAAAAAGACACUACAGUCUGCAUUCAGAACAUUGAAGAGCACUUAAUGCUGAGCAGGGCCAAUAUCCAUUCAUCCUUUAAUUAUUAAUUUAUUUGGUGACAGCUUUUUUUUUUUUUUUUUUUUUCACUUUAAAUUUGACAUUCUUAAAGACAUUAAUUAUCAUAACCUUUAAUGAUUUCUCUGAAAUCUGUUAUUUUCACAACUGACCUCACUGCAAGAAGGUUUGGAAGGGAGGACGCACAGUUAAUACAGUCUUUACUGAUCUUGAAGAAGAAUCAGCAAUAACAUGGAACAAAUAGCAUAACGAAUUUCAGUAUUCUCAGUUAACCCCCUUACCCCCAGUGAUUUCCACAGACUUACACUGUGUGUCACUAGAAACUACGAAAGCAAUGAUCCCUUAAUUUAUUAUAAGCAGCAGCUGCUGUCUAGCUACCAUGUUUUAAAUUAUUCAAUAAUAAUAAUAAGUGUCCCUCUAGUUAAUCUGUACAAACAGUGAAAUUUCAAUUUUAGCCACAUUUGUUUUAUGCACGAAACAGUGACAGAUUGGGAACUGAAAGCAAGCAUCAACUCACCAACAGACUGUAAGAGUAACCAUGAAGUGGAAGAGCUAAUAACAAUUCAGACGAGAAUAUCAGUUUAAAUCUAUGACGGUGAUUUUAUGUGAACUAGCUUUCGUAAUGUCCCUUCCUCAAAGACUGUUGUGACCAUGUUUUAAUUCAGAAAAAGGGGAACCAUUUUCAUAGCUUUUGAUAUACCUACUUGAUAUGACCUGAAGGGUAUUUUGAAAUUAAUUACAGUUUCCCACGGUCCAGAGAAGUCUGUAUUACAGGUGUCAAUGUGGAGUUAAAAUUUUAAGUCCUAUCUCAUUGUAAAAUGUGAGGACAUGUAAACCUCAUUCAUUCACUUAAGUGUAUUUCAAUUCAAAUGAGCUUUAUUGGCAUGAAAUAUCAGGGCAAAUAUUGCUCAAGCAUAAACAGUAUUACACAUUGAUCAAUAUGCAAUAAUAAGUCAAUGGGAUUUUCAUUUGAUACAAUUUGUGUGUGUUUGAUGAAAUACCGUGAACGAAUAAAAUAUGAAGUAGUGACUCUACAUGCACACUCUGAUUUAACAGCUCCUCUGUUUUUGGGCUCUAACUGUUUAUGUGAGGCAGAAACAUACUGAGCUGCUGGUCCCUCACCUGGGAGGACUGACAGCCUCUUCUUGUAAAGUAAGGUUAGGAAAUUUGAAUUAAGAUAAGUCUGUCACAUGGGUAGUUCACAUGGUUGAACUAAAAGGAGAACAACAUGCCUUUCUAUUUUUCUUGUUUAUUUUUCAGGGUAGCUAUGCCUAUGACUAGUCGAUAAAGUACUUGCUGUAAGAAAACUGAUGAUGAAGUCUGAUAAGUGCCCUAAAGAUCACAUAGUAAGUUUAUGUGUGGCAUGUGUCACAAACAGAUCUUGAACUUUAAUUUGCUUCCUUUUUGGGUUGUUAGAUGUAGUUAGAAGGAUGUAGUUGUGAGUGACAGACUCCAAAGUAAUGGCCAUUUGUGUCUAAUAUAAAGUAAUUUCUAAACUGACACAGCCCUGUAAUAAUCUUGUAAUGCAGAAUACUUCCUGUGCUGCCAAAGACAACACCGGAUUUCAUAAUUCCACAUUUACUGGACUUUUUCUCAACCUGUGACUCACUGUUUCUACAUAAUUUCUGCUUUGGUCUCAUGACCAUUUACUGAGUAGACAGUUCCUGGGUUGGGUAGUAGGGCCAAAUGGUGUCAACCAUUAAGGGAAGUGAAAUUAUUUCUCUCUUCCUGAGUUCAUUCUUUAAAAUGCUUUUUGGUCGAAGUUAUUACAUGCUGAAGUGUGAGUAAGCCUUGGAAGAUUGGGUACAGCUAUCUAGUCUGAAUGCAGAAAACCCCCAGCACUUCAAUAUUUUACUAAAUGACAGUUUAUCUUGUCAUUUAUCUUGUUUGUAAGUCAGAGCAAAACUAAAAAGUUCAGAAAUGUUUGUAGUUUUCAGACAGGCUCACCAGUUUGGCCAGUUUAUCACUCAUCUGCCCGCUUGUGUUUCUACGGUGAAGCCACAGGUAUUAUCUUUCGCAUCAGACACACACACACAGAGGGGAAUUCACACCAUGAAUCAGAAAUGUGAAUUACGGAAGUAGUGAAGGCAAGGCAGCUCAUGAGGACAGAAGGAGAGGCAACCGCAAGUCUGCUGGAUACCUCAAGUCAGUCUUAGAGUUCUUUUCUGCACUGACCUGUUCAUCAUCUCACAGGUCUUUGUCAACACAUCACCAACACUAUGUACUUUGUCACUCUAUUUGUGUCCCUGUUGAUCUGUAAGCCUCUGUGAGGAAGAAAGACAGCUGUUUCUGUGUGUCCUACAGAUGUCAUUUUCUUUCAUUUCCUCCCUCUUAUCAUGGUGUGUGUUGUUUGCCAGGACACCUGCUGGCUAAUGAUACUCACCUGCAAACUAGCCAUCUGUCUUCAUGAUGAAGAUGUGACCGACAGAGCUUGAACUGCUUUGUUGUGGAGGGUGAUAUUGUUUAAUCUUAUCUUACAGUAGGAAUAAAGAGUAUUAUGAGUCCUGUCUUCAACAGUUUGUUCAACCUGGAUGUGAAGGGAACUGAGUAAUUUCGAUCUCCGUAUUUGUUUGCUGUGCAGACGGUGUUAUUCUGCCUCAAGUAAUGCAAACAAACCAUACUCUGCCGCGCAAACACAAUAAUGAUAAAUACAAAUAUAUGAUAGCACCAAAUAUACACAGCGUCCUUUAGGGGCUUUUCUGUAACAUUGUAAUGUCAAUAACAUGAACCACUGAUUCACACUGUCAAGGGUACUGCUGGUCUCAGUGGUGCCUUAACAUUAAAUCUAGCCUUAUCUAAAAAAAUAAAAAAUAAAUAUGAACGCUUUGGUCCUUUGCAAUUUUAAAAAAAAUCAUUUUAAAUAAUGAUCUGAAUUUAACUCUCUUUUUGGCUCACAAAUGUUGCUGUUGAAUGAUGCCAAAUAACUUAAAAUACUGCAUCAUAUAAAAUCACACAUGAUAUUCUAAUGCUAGUGCAAACUCUCAAACAGACACAUGUGGUGGUCCUGUCCAGCUCAGCAGCUGUCUUUAAUCACAUCAUGUUGUAUUGACACACAGAUCCACAGGCACCUCUUUUGGUAGAUUGUCAUUGAACUCUUUAUGUCGGUUUAAGAGGCUUUUUUGAUUGAGCCAAGCUUAACCUGUCACCCCUCUUCAACUCCCCUCCACAGAUUUUUACUGACCCAUCACCCGCAGUGUGAGGUUAUUUUUUUCCCUGUCUGAUCCAACAUUUCUAUGAUCAACCUGGGACUCCUCCCUAGCUCGUGAGUGGCAGGUGGAGGAUGGGUGCUCCUCUGCCUCCCCCCGGUCCAGCCUCCCACUGCCCCAAGCUCAGGGGGGCCUUUGUUGUUUGCUAAAGGAAGUGUAUUGUGUGCCCAUCUGCCCCCCUCAUCUCCCUCCUUAUCCACAAGCUUUGCUGUUUAGCCUCAAAGGGCCAACAGCAGAUGGGGAGACCAGAAGAGAGGUGAUGGGGGUGUGUUCUUGUGUGCGUUUAUGAUUGUGUAUGUGUGUAGAGGUUGGUGUGAAAUGUUUUUUUGUGGAGGGACGUCUGCUAUAUUUAGAUGUGCUAAUUUUAGUUUCGCUGCAUGGCUCUUGUUUCUAGUACAUGCAUUUGCAUACAGUAUGUCUUUCUUUCAGUUUUUCUGGAUGGUAAGAAAUUUGAGUUGUAAUUACAGAUAAUUAUUGAGUAUUUAUUACCGAUAAUUAUUACAAAUACUCUAAAAUAGACUGUUUAGUACAACACUGAGCUUAUCCAAAGUUUGAACUUUGCAGUCAUAUAAAAGUUAGCAAUGUGCACUGAGACAACUCUGCAGUUAGUUUAAAGAAUACAGUAGUAUUGUAUAGUAAUAGUAAUGAUCACUGAUUUCAUGUAUGUUGAAAAUGGACUGUUCACUCAGUAUAAUGCUCCUUUGAAGUUUCCUAGUCAUUUAACAAUAUAUGUUACAUGAACCCCUUUCAUUCCCACUAUUUGAAACUGACAGUGGAGGCUGGUAACAUGCCCAUCCAGAUUAGAUUUGCACAUUUGCAUAGAAACACACUGAUGGCUAUGCCUUCAGAAGAACUUUGGCUCUACCCUCUGAGCUACUGCCACACUGUUAUUAGUCAAAGUACAAAAAAAUGACAAUUUAAAAGAGACAAUACUUACCAUUAGUGUGUUGAUUUGCUGCAAAAAGAAACUCAGAAAUACAAACCAUGAAUUAAAUCGUUUCUUGAUAAUCUGAUCUGUGUAUUCUAAGAUAUUGAAAAAAAAAAGUUACAAUUUAUAUUUUUUAUGAAAGAAAAGUGCAGCCUUACAGUGCACAGAUAUAUGUGUGUUUGACAGACUGAUGCUUAUCAUCUUGGAGGUGAUGUAUUACUCCCAGACUUCUAACAUUUCUGUCAUAGUUUGUCCAAUGAGCAACUUUUUUCUGUUUAGUUAAAAAAAAAAAAAAAAUCUCAGAAUCAACUGUUAAGCAAACUAGCUUGCUAUCAUUUAAUUGAUGCAACACAACAAAUUAACACCUAUUACUGGUGCGUGCCAGAUUAUUUGUCGACAUGUCACUGUUUAUUAGUGGAUCCUGAUGUUUGACCGGAGAAGUGGUACAACCCCAACCGGUUCUAUAAAUAUUGAGAUAUUGAAAAUAGAAUUUAUAUCUGCCCUUUGAUAACAAUGUUUGAAUAAAAAUUUCCAUCAUUGACCUGUUUUGACUACCAUCUGUGCCAUGUAAGUGUAGCCACAAUUGCAUCAUGUGUUUAAAUUUUGAAACAACUUUCAGACUGCAGAUUAUCUAGUCUGUGAUAAAAAUAACUUACUACAGUACUGCAUCGAAAAGGUAGCAAUAGAGAAUGUAGAAAUCUAACAUUUAUGAUUGACGUAGAUAAACAAAAUGAUCAACUCUCGAGACUCUGCUUAACUUGGCCUGACUUGACUCGAUGGGUGUGACCUCCGAACAACUGUUAUGAAGGACUUGUUGCUGGUCAGGCUGUUGGAUGAUUUUUUCAUAGGCCUUUGAACUUAAAAAAAGGCCGAUUGAUUUACUCUUUGUUUGAACAAGUGAGAAUACUUUUAGAUUCAUUUUACCGAAAGAGGAUCUCAACGUCUCAUACAAUCUAACAGAAGUGUAUGACAGCAAGAGAGUCAAACUUAUUUACCCCUCUACUCUUGGUCCUGCUGACUUUGAAAUGGAAGGAUCAGACGAAGCAUCCUGAGCUUUAAAAACAAGGUCACACAGAGUCAUGUUACUUUUAAGACGGAAAAUCUGAAGAAAAAGCACAUGAUCGUUUUGGCCUAGUUUUACUUUCAUUUUUAAUCACUGGCACAAUAAACUCUGGACUUCUGCCAAUCCCAACAGUGAUAAUGCACUUCUUGAUCCAGUUGUGUGAGGCUUUCUCCAAAUUUAUGAAACCGAUUUCUAACAGCACAAAUGUUUCAUUUGUUAGAUAGAAAAUAGAUUGCAUUUUUACAUUACAUGUCACUAACUCCAUUCACAUACAUUUCUGAGGACAAGGUAUGCAGACUGCAGCGGCCAUGAAUCCAAACACUUGCCUUUUAUCUGUGAACAACUUACUUUACCUUGCAAGCUCUUAAAAUAGCCCUGUAAGUCUGUAAACAUUAAAAUAGAUGCAGGUCAGAGACCUUGAGGCUUCUAUGUUACAGUUUGGUUUUCCAGGUCCAGCCUAAAGCAGACCUGUUUGUGUUUUUACAAGGUUGAUUUGUUUUGUUUGUUUCUUUUUGAGCUAGGUUGAGUAAGAUAAAAUAAACAUAACCUGACAAUGAUUGGGGAAAAGGUUAAGAGCAUAAGACAGAACAGUCAGUGCACUGGCAUGCCAAAAUCAGGUUGAAAUCCCCUAUUUGUACUCACUUGAUUUCUUGAACAUACUGUAUUGUUUUCUCGCAAAAGAUAAGAGGAACCUAAAAGUACAGAACACCGAGAAAACGGGCCAUUUGUCGCAGUCAUACCCUAAAGCUGAGUGUGUUUUGAGAGUUUUUAACUUCAUAUGUGUUGGUUUUAUGUUGAGGCACUGCAUUGACCUGCUCCACCUCUUUGACUAGAGCAGAUGUUUGCACCAGGAAUACCACUAGAGGGCGCUGUGAAGCAGUACACGGGGGAACCAUGUUUAGAUAAACUGUGCUGUAAAUUAAAGGGAGUUAAAAGUUGGAUAAACUAAAAUAUAUAAUAGAGGGAUGCCCUAAAUGUUUGAAUUUUAAGACUCAUCACAAACAAUCACCUGUGGAGACCUAGAACUGCGAUCACUAAGAACUUGAAAUGACGUACAAUUUGUUCUUUGGCUUGUAAAUUUGUUUAUUUUGUGCUUGGAGACUUUCUAUACCUAAUCCCUGCUAUCUAUGCAAGUGCAAUAUUCAUACAUAACACUAACAUGCUAUGUCCAUAUCAACACAAUAAAUAUAUUUUUGAGAAGCUUCCUUCAUUACUUACUGAUUAUGCAGGUUUUUAAUUUGGUUUCACAAUGUGUGCAUGAAAACAAAUUUAGGAAAACCAGUAUUUUACGCUUUGUGAGUGUAAGUAUGAAGUGUACAAGAGCACAUCCAUGAAAAAAAGUAUUUAAAAGUGACAAAAAGAAGCCUCUUUUGGUCCUCUCUGUAGGGUUGCACAGCCAAAUAUUUGAAUUCUGAUUUUCCAACAGUUCUCUUAGUUUACUUUUUCCACACAGUCAGCCCUGAGAUGGAGUGAAUGUUAUGAGCAAAAAUGUCUUUUGGUACUAAAAUGUCACAACAGCAACAAAAAAUGCUUCAAAACAUAAGCUUAGUGGUAGGGGGCCAUCAGGUGUAACUUACAUGCAGCUUUUGAGCCAGCAGGUGAACGAGUAAUAUGCUUCUUUUUCAACAUCUUGUAUCUGUAUGAGAAUAUUCUGAAAAGCUUGAUCUGGCAGCAGUGAGAAGACUUUGUCCUGUCUGUCUAAUUGCUCACUGGAACGAAGCCUACUGUUGUGUUGUGACCGUGGGCAGGAUUGGAAUGUAAUGCACCACAGCUGAACAGACAUCGGCUCAUUGUCAGAUCUACAAGGCUGAAUUCUUUCUUUUGAUUGACAAAGAUAUUUUGGGGUUCACUUGUAUGUUGAUGUGUGUCAGAAGCAAAUUUGUAAACAAACACUUGCACUUACGUAAGCAUAAGCAGCACUUUGAGUCGCCUCACUACAGUUAACAGCCUUGUUUUUAAGUAGAGGUGCAACUCCUCAAUGUUGAGGAGUUCAGGUCAAUAUCUGUUCAAAAAAAUUGUCAGUUUCAUGUGACAAUUUCUGUGGCAUAUACCUUUUUUUAAAUUUUUUUUAAACAUCAAGCAAGGUCAUAAUCCAGGACCCUCUUCGGAGUUAUUUCUGCAUACUUAUCAGAGGCACACUAUUGAACUAAACUCACACUCAGCUGCUUUUAUAUACACAGGUAUCAUUGGGUAUUUAAAAACUACAUAGAUUGGAAGCGCAUUUCCUUAAUGUUUUGUUGUUAUGGAGACACUAUUUACAAUUACUUGUUAGGUAAGUAUUUUUGACUGAAAGGUUUUGCGUGUUUUGUAUUGUCAACUAAAAGAGUCAGUUUUCAGCAGCAACGGAAUAAACUUGUAUGUGCCCUGCUGUUUUAUGAAUAUGCUUUGUUUGCAUUGUUUUGCUUUGUGUAACAAGAGAAACACAAUGUUAGCUUUAGUACUGCAAACACUACAACACAGAAUUUACCAACACUUACCCCUAGGGUCUGAAUAAUGCCAGGUUCCAGGGGGGCAGGGGUCGCCGUACUUACGUUUAUACAAGUUAUUUCACAAAAAUUGGCUCUAGUUUUCUCUCUUGUGUAGGAUGGUUGUAACAAUUUGGGGAUAAAUGUAGCAAUAAAGAGAUAAAUGUACUCAGUGACAGUACAGACUCUUGAGUUGCAGUUUACCAGAUUGAUGUACUGACCUAGCGACACACAAAGAGGGUGCUACUGUCAUUCAAGACCGAAUUUAUACUUUCACACCAUUACUUAAACGUUCUGUCAGCAGGGGGCAGCACUGUUCCUAUUCUUUUAUGUAAACAGUGGGUGUGAAUUAGAGGUUCGGUGUCUAGUUUCUACAUCAUAUUUGGUCCUGACUAAUCCCAUCAUAACACAGCUGCUGUCCUGCAGAUUAGUUUGUCAUUAUAUCAACCGAGCCUCCUCCCCUUAUUCUUUCCUUUUGUCUAGAUGCUGCAGGAUUGUGCCAAGGCCAGAAGGGAAGUGGAGCUGCACUGGAGGGCAUCACCUUGUGCCAAUAUUGUUCGGAUAAUUGACGUCUUUGAGAACCUCUAUCAAAGCAAAAAGUGUCUGCUUAUAGUCAUGGAGUGGUGAGUGCAAAGUUUCAUCUGUCUUGUCUGCAGUGCACCUGUGGUCCUGACAAUGAGAGGAUUUUUGAAACAUGUUUUAAGACGGCACAAACACCAUGAGACUGAUGUCCUCUGCUCAAACAGCUCUACAAACCUGGGAAGAGUGAGAGUUGAAGGGCCAGCUGGCAGAGCAGCAGUCGGUUUUUACCAGGUCUUGCACUGAGUAAGGUCUCAAUGAUUGCUCUUAGCAUCAGUCUCAUUCUUGGUAAAAAAAAAAAGUCUUUUAGAGUGAAAGAGGAAAGCAUGUGGAGUAAAAAGAGUAGGCAUGUGGAGAGAUGCUAAAACAGUCAUUGGCGUAAACAAGGCAGUUGCCAACCAAAGAGUGGUAUUGGUCUAUGUUAUAACCAAAUAUAAGCUUAAGUCUUAAUGUUAUAAAGAUAAAGACUUUAAAAGACUGAGCGACUCAGAUCCUUUAGUUUUAAUAACACAAUGUACGAUCACUCUUCUAUGAGAGAAAGUCUCGCAUUUCAUGUAUGGGCUUUAAAAUUAAGUUAUAGCUCUCAAAGUGAAGUGAGGAAUUGAAACAUGAGUGUAGCAAUACACAGCGGUCUCUGGAGCCUGACAAAACGCCACUCUCUAGCCACAAAUAAUGCUCAUAAAUGUUCUUCCUUGAGCUGCCCCCCCUCUUCCCCCCAGUCGAUGAUGGAUUGGUUGAGGUCUCGCUUCAAACAAGCAGCUGCUGCUGGAAGAGAGUGGGUGAGUUAUCUUUAGUCUCUUUGCUAAAGAAAUUAGUCAAAGUUAAAAAGAUGUUUGGUGGCUAGUGCUAUGGCUGGGACCCUAUAUGUACUGUUGACGAAGUUAGGCGCUGUUCUGAGCAUUAAUUGUGGCUUAGAGUGGCGUUCCAGUUGAGGUUUGUGUGUGGCUCCUGAGACCGCUAUGUAUUGCUAUUGAGCGGUCGUUACUAAAGUUGGUAUAACUAAAGAAGCAAGCAGUCUGCAACAUUCAUCUCUUGUAGGGGUGUCUAACUCGGUGUUACGGUGUGUUUGACCCUUAAUCAAUUUUACGCCGGCAUAUCCCCUAAGUGCAUGUGAUGCAGAUGUGAAAUCAUGAGUAAUUUUGUUUGAUAAUCAUGAUCUCAGUAUCACUCAAGAUAAUUUGAGUCUGAUUUUAGUUAUAAUCAAGCAGCCCUACUCACACAUGCUUAGCAUUAUUACAGCACAUACAAGUAAUACAUUUUUGUAGUCAAGUCCUAUUUUUUGUUUAUCAUUGAAAUAAUUGGGACCUGUAAACAGCAUAUAUUCUAAAAUGUUUACUCACAUCAUCAGUAUGGUUGACUUUAAUAGAAAUUUCUAGACCUCUCUAAAAAUAUUGUAAGUUGUUCAUGUUGUGUUUCCAUCAUUUUGUUUAAUUAUUUCAAAUCAAGCGUAUCUGACCUUAGAGGAAAAUGACCCAUUUCUGCUAAAUGAUCUCGGUCAAAUUUUCUCACUCGCCUUAUUUCCAUCUUGCAACAUUUAACCACAGAGCCCUCCACAGCUUGUAAAACGUGCAUUCAUUAAGUCUGUGGUUAGCUUUGUGUAGGGGUAGAGAGCCCAUUUCCCACACACAUAGACACACAUCAAAAAGUAGUUACAUGAGUAAUUUCCUCAUGAAAGAACAAGUUCAGCACUGAAUAGCAAAAAAGACAAGUAUUUUUUAUGAAACUUUAACAUUUCCGUGAAUGUACAAAGAGUAUCUUUGUAUAGAUAGAGCUCUCUAAUCUGUUUUCCUCCUGACACUGCAGAAGCACAUUGACUCUGAUCUUUAUUCUGAUGAUAGAGUAUUCCUCCAUGUUGUGUCAUGGGUGACCGUGUCAAGUUACCUCGAAAUUAGGAAAAUUCAGUGGGAGGAGACUGCACCUGUUGAUAUACCCUCAAAUUUACCUCCAGACUAUUGAAUUUGUGUUUCUAUAGCCUUGUAUACAGAUGGAUGUCUGGACCACUAGUUAAACUUAUCUUUACUUUGAUUGAUCCUCAGUCUAGUCAAUGGUAGGUGGGUAUGUUGGCAAAUCAUCAGUAUUUUGUGAUUUGAUUUAACAGUAUUCCAUAGUAAUAUUUCUAUACUAACUAAAAUGUAGAAAAAGCGAGGCUGAUCUUAUUUAAAAAAAAAAAAAAGGCUGUCAGCACAACCUGUUAACAUGAUUUUUAUAAACCUUGCAUAGAGAUCAGAAACUGUGUUUGGUGUGAACGCACCAUUAAAAGGGCAAUCAAAAUCAAUCCCGCAAGUGAAUGACGUGCAGAGUUAAUGCAAAGUGUUAUUUUCUUCGGCCAAUAGUUCACACCCAAAUGUGUUCUGCUCACGUUUCAUGAAUACGGCUCAAAGAGAAGAGAGAAAAAGACAGCAAGAGCUGUGGAUGAGAUCACUCUGAGCUGCAUGCAUUGAAAUUUACAAUACCAUAUUAAUUGUGCUAUAAGGUAUGCUUCCACUUUUUUUUUUUUGGUCAGAGUAAUGACCUAGGUCUGGAUCCUGCUGACAUCAUGGCCUCCCUCUGUUUCACUCAGACUGUACGAGUCUCUCUUCUCUAUUUCUCUAUUUCAAAAAUGGUCAGAAAAUACCAGAGUGGCCAUAAAUACUCCUGUGUACAUGCACAGUUAAGUUAAACAACGGUUGCAGCUCGAUUAGGAGAUAUGGCUGGACUACUGUCCCUAUUUACAAGCCCUGGGUAAUAAUAAUAAUAAUAAUUAUUAUUAUUAUUGACAGAAGCAUGUCUGCCUCUGCAGGGCUUGACACUAACUUUUUUCACAAGGAGCACAUGUGCUCCUAAGUUGAAAAAGGAGCACACAAAGAACUUUAGGGGCACAAUGAAAAUUGAUCAAAUAAUGUUUGUUUUAUCUGUUGACAUAAGUGCUUUAUUUGAAAUCAAUUUUAGGUCUUUUGGUCACAUGACAUGGAAGCUAUUGAAGAAAAUUUUCAAAAUUUGCCUUUAAAUUUAACACAAAAAAUUUAUGAGGACAAAUUAGGGAAAUAAAGAGGUGUGUCUUAUUUGUCGACCUAAGUAUUAAUAUUUGAAAUCAAUUUUAGGUCAAUUGGUCACAUGACAUGGAAGUUAUUGAAGGAAAACAGCCUUUUCUGAGAAUAUCAACCAGUAAUUUAUUGAUGGUACCUUAGUCAACACCCAAUGUUGACCACAAGGAUGCUGAGUAGCUUUAACCGCCCUGCUGUUGCUACUACCCGCUAUGUAGAGUAAGAAGACACCGGUAGAUCUGCAGUGAAUGUCCAUUAAAUAUCCAACAUAAAACUAACUUCACCGUGGUAUUUACAUGAAAAAACAUUUGUUGCCUCGGCUAAUUUUUUUAAGCCCACAUGUGCCCCUAAAUACAUUUUACAAUCCGCACACAUCUAUUUUUAGACGCAAAUGCGAGUGAAACGGUUAUACUGUCGAGCCCUGCUCUGCUACAGUGGGUGGAUACGUGCCCCCUAGCAGCUUGUUACUAUGUUCAUCUCCUGGUUAGUUUUUAUGUACCAAAACAGUCAGCAAAAGGCUUUAGUAAGAGGCUAGUGGGGUGUCUGUCGAAGGACAAAAACCCUGUCUCUUUUACAGCCCUGUACCGUUUGUGUUUUGCACAUAGACUGUAUAUACUAUGGACUACUUGGUUCUGCCUACCGCCUGUAUACUGAUUUGAAGCCAAAAAGCUCUCAGAAUUUCCGGGAUUUUUCUUCAUUUCCUGAAACCUGAAGCGCAUUCGGCCGCGCAGUCGCAGAGAGUCGCUGUGAUGACGCUCGGCUCAAACAGCGUAUCCCCCGGGAGAGCUACGCAAUCCCUGAACGCCCAUAGGCUGUAUCAGGUGUCAAUCAUAGCAAACCUGAACCCCCUAAUAACUUCUAAAAACGGAGCUGCACAGAAAAUAAAAGGACUUGAGCACAAACCAGUCUUACUGUAACUACGUGUCAACGUCACAACCAGGAGGGAGAAAAAUUAUGUUCUGUGUAAUAAAUUUCUAAAGUUUGUCCACAGCACCAAAAGCUUUGCUGGCGGAGGCGGAUUUAUGACCUAUACUGUCUGCAGCCUAGGCCUGAACGAUAUAUCGUUUGACUAUCGUCAUCGCGAUGUACGUGUGUGCGAUAGUCACAUCGCAGAGCCUGCGAUAUUGGAGGUGAAUGAACUCAUUUAAUUUCAAGGGUAACCGACUGAGAUACACUCCAUGUGACUCUGCAUGUGCUGUGCAGCGAUCCACCAAUCGCCUUCGUCCUUAACUCAGUUGCCAAUCAGACUCACUUCUCAGUUGCCAAUCAGACUAUCCUGCCAGCUGUCAAUCAAAAUCAGGGAGGAGAAAACCCACCCCUGCACAUGUUCUGCACAUGGAGGGAGACGUGUGUCUGCUGAGAAUUACUUUCGGAACUUUACUCAUGACUAUUAAGCCCAACAAAUAAGAACUCUAUGGGUUUUAAAUUGUACAUUUCCGUGGACCACUCUACUAUAAGCAGUGCGCGUUCUCGGAGGACAUGCGUUUCUCGGCACAACACCGCUGACAACAACAACAACGAUCGCAAAAUGAACAACGAACAAGCGAAAACCACCGAAAAUGAAGAUUUGUUGCCAAAAAGAAAAGGAAAGUCAGUCAUCUGGAAUUAUUUCGGUUACAAGAUGGAUAAUGUCGACCAAAACACGUGUUCUGUGUUCACCUGUUGCCACAAUAACGGAGCUGCACAGAAAAUAAAAAUACUUGAGCACAAACCAGUCUUACUGUAACUUCACGUGAUCAACAUCACAACCAGAUUUCAGCAGUGCAGAAAAUUAUGCUAUUCUGUGUAAUAAAUUUCUAAAGUUUGUCCACAGCACAAAAGCUUUGCUGGCGGAGGCGGAUUUAUGACCUAUACUGUCUGCAGCCCAUCAACAGAGGGUGCUGUUCUCGGAGUGGCUUCCCCCAGCGAGGAGGCAGACUCUGUCCAUUCUAUAUACAGUCUAUGGUUUUACAUAAUGAAAAUUUCCAAGUCUCUCAAGGUUUUGUUUACUUCCUGGCUUCUGAGCAACAUAUCCAUAUAAUUCACCUUCCAAUGCCUUUUCUGUAUACGCAGAAUACUUAGGCCAGUUUCAGUAUGAAUGAGCCAUUUACAUGACAGAAAAUUGAUCCCUGUCUGCAUUAUCCAGGUUUAUUAGUCCAACAAUAAGAAUUUUGAUUUAGUAUGAUUUCAGUCAGACUAAUGUUUUUACAUGUUUUUAAAAGUCCACUUUCAGUCAGACUUACAACAUAUAAACGUACUGACUGUAUACUGUAUAUUAAUGGAUAAAACUGAAUUUACUUCUCCUUGGUGUGAAUCUGUGCUGGGUGCAUAAAUAAAGAAUUUAACAACUAAAACAAAGGACACAAGGUGGACCAAAGAGUUAAUAAACAUCCCCAAUUCACCAAAUGGCAGGACAAUAAGUCUGUAUGUUCAAAGUAUAUUUAGGGAGGACUCCAAGGCCCUCAGUCAUUCUGUGCUUCCUGCGCUGGUCAGCCAUCUUACUGUAUAAAGCCAACAGUUUGUUGGCACUUGAAAAACAGAUAAAGCUUAAGAUACAGGGGACUGUUUCUCUGUUUAUAAGGAAACAGAAGUCUUUAGAGAUUGUGAAUGUCAUGUGCAGGGAGGGACGGGACCUUUUAGAGACUGAAAGAAGACAUGCAGCUUCAUAGAUGGUAGCUGUCAGAUUCAACAAAGCUUUUUGUGGCUGCUCAAACAAAAUGAACCCAUACGAUUUAUAAUAAGGGGUUUUCCAAACGGUUCUGUUCUCAAGGAAGUAUACCUUCUCAUGCCUACUCUUGAGGCGUUUUCUGCACUGUACAAAGGGUGAGCGUGCAUGUAUCUGAGAGAUGUGACAGCUUCAGCUGUGAUCGUCUAAGAUGCAUGCUUACAACUUUCAUUUUCAUCAUAAGUAUUCAGUAUCUAUUCUGCUGAGAAAUCACACCCGACCCUUUGAGGAAACGAAGACGGCAGGCUUGCUUCAGGAUACCUCAAGUAUCAUCUCCACCUUUGACCACAUAAGACAAACCAUACAUGUGUGAAAAUCGUUUGCAGAAUUAAGGGGUUGCCUCUCCAGUGGCGGCAAUCACUUCACUGCUUCUUGGAUAUAAAAAAAAAAAUGCUGCAACGGUUUGGUACCCGUUUCUCUGAUUUGGAGACGUUUGAGAUGAUCUGUGGUUUGUCUGCGCUGUCUCAAAGGCAUACACUCUUAAAAAAGCAGUUUAUGCAUAUUUAGUCACACAGACAGAGAGAGAGAUAGACAGAUAAAGGCAAACUCACACACUGUCCUAGGCUUGUACAGUCAUACUGAGCUUUGUGAUUAAAUGAAACUUGGAAUCAAGUGUGCUGAAUGCUGAAUUUUCUCAUUCUGCACAUGACUCAUGUUAACCACUUUUAGCUUUUUAUGUAAAAACUUGUCCAUACAAUUAAUUUUAAGUUGCUGGAGUGUCUGCUCUUUUCUUCUCUUCAUGUCAGUGACUUCGACUUCAACUUGGACAUACUUUUAUUGUCUUUCAGUCUGCAGCAGGUGUAUAAAGAACAAAAUUUUGUUUGCAAUAUAAAUAUUUAAGGUGCAGAAUGAUAUAUACAGACUAGUGAUUAUAACAACGUGCAAGAACUGCAACGGGAAUAAAAACAAAAUGUAUGCAUAUAUCUCUACAUAUAUAAAUAUAUUACAGUCAUUGGAGCGCAAAAAUAUGAAUAAAAUAAAAAAAUAUGCAGCAGAAGUCCAGUGUAAGUCCAGUAGCAGUGAGUAUGGACAAACAGCAGUGAAAUUUGAAGUGCAGAACACUACCAUGGCCGACCCAAAGUCCUUGUGGAGAAUCCUCGCUGGUGGCAGCUGUUGUAGAUGUGUGUUUAGGCCAUUGAGGACUAUGUAAGGUUUUAUUUGUGCUUAAUGUUGUAAUCGCCAAAAAGAGAGAAACAGUAACAGAGAGAUCCAGUGUUAAAAACAUCCACUGCUAAAAGCCAAGUUUUAACUUUUGUCAAAAUCUUUUUUUCCUCUUCUUCUUUUUCUUUUUUUUUUCAGUAUGGAUGGUGGCGAGCUUUUUAGUCGAAUCCAGGACAGAGGAGACCAGGCCUUCACAGAGAGAGGUAACAAGCUUGUUUUGACUUAGGAUGAACACAACUUUCUCAAUAUAUUCUGUAAAACUCCACAUACAACCCCCUGGCAAAAAUGAUGGAAACAGCAGUCUUGGAGGAUGUUUAUUCAGUUGUUUAAUUUUGUAAAAUAAAGCAGAUUACAGACAUGGCACAAGAUUGAAGUAAUUUAAAACGGAAACUGCCUAGUUUCUCAGGAAACACUUCAAGAAAAAAAGAAAAAAAAAAUCUGUAACAGUUUCUUUUUUUGAUCAAGCAGAGGGAAAACAUGAUGAAAUCACCCUCUAAAUUUCAUUUCCCAAAACUAACACCUGGCCCAGAUUACAUCUGUUUAUCAGUCUGCAGUUAAACAGAAGUGCUCACACCUUUCAGAGCUGUUGCACCACAUGGGUUGACAUGAAUCAUGGCUUCAACAUGAGUGAUGUCAGUUGAAACAAAGGAGAGGAUUAUCAAACUUCUUAAAGGAGGUUAAUCUUCACACAAUGUCGCAAAAGAUGUUGAUGGUUCACUGUCAGCUGUGUCUAAAAUCUGGACCAAGCACAAACAACAUAUGAAGUUUGCAAAAGACAAGCACACUGGUAGACCGAGGAAGACAUCAAAGUGUCUGGAAAGAAAACAUAAAGCAUCAUGUCUUGGAAACAGAAAGCACAUAGCAAAACAAAUGAAGAAGAAACGGGCGGAAACUGGAGUCAACGUCUGUGACCAACUGUAAGAAAACACUUAAAGGAAAUGGGAUUUACAUACAGAGAAGCUAAACAAAUGCCAUCAGUAACACCUGAACAGGAAAAAAACAAGGUAACAAUGGGCUAAGGAAAAGCAAUCGUCAUAUUCGGUAAUGAAUCAUGAAUCUGCGUUGGGAAAGGUGGUGAUGCUUGAACUUAAGUUUGGUGCCGUUUGAGUAAAAAUGUCGAAGACGACUGCCUGAAGAAAACAUGCACACUUCCACAGUCAUUGGUGAUAUGAGGCUGCAUGUCGUGUAAAGGCACUGAGUGGGGUGGCUGGCCUCAUAUCUUUAAUAAAUGCACAAGUUUACGUUGACAUUUUUGGCACUUUUCUUAUUCCAUCAAUCAAAAGGAUGUUUGAGAAUGAUGACAUUGUUAGAUGAUGCAUCUAGCCAUAGACCAAAAAAACGAAAACUUUCCUUGAAGGAAGACACAUAGGGUCAAUGUCAUGGCCUGAAAAUAGUCUGAGUCUCAAUCCAAUUAAAAAUCUGUGGUAGAAAUGGAAGAAAAUGGUCCAUGACAAAGCUCCAACCUGCAAAGUUGAUCUGGCAACAGCAAUCAAAGAAAGUAGUCAGACUGAUGAAGAGCACUGUCUGUCACUCAGAGACUGCAAGCUGUCAGAAAAGCCAGAGGUGGUGCAACAGAGUACUGGUUGUGAGGUGGAGGGUUUUUUGUUUGUAUUUCAUGAUUACAUAUUCAUUUUCUCCCUGCAUGAUCUAAAAAAGAAACUGGUACUGACAACCAUGUUUUUCUUGGUUUUCUUUUAGUGUUUCUUCAAGCCAGAAAGUUCCAAUUUUAAUAGAGCUUUGUUUUGUCUCAUGUGUGUGAUCUGCUUUUUUUCUGUAAAAUUAACUGAAUGAACGUCCUCCAAGACUGUUGAUUCAAUCAUUUUUGCCAGGGGUUGUUUAAGUGGUUUAGUGUGAAUGAACAGUAUUUGGCUAGCAUGUCUGCAAGUGAAUGUUCAUUCAGGUGACUCUAGCUUUAUAAAUAUGAGUUUUUUUCUCUCUACUCCAGAGGCAUCUGACAUCAUGAAAAGUAUAGGCGAGGCCAUACAAUUCCUCCACGCUAUCAACAUUGCACACAGGGACGUCAAGGUUUGUGCCGUCAGGCUGCUGUUUGAAAAAUAUACUCGCUCUUUGUUGACAAAUUGAAGUUUUUUUUCCAUGGUUUAUGAUGGGUAACUCAUUUUGAAAUCAUCAUGCUCCUCUGUUUUGUCUUGCUGAAUCCUCCCUGUAGCCAGAGAAUUUACUGUACUCCACAAAAAGGCCCAGUGCACUGCUCAAACUCACAGACUUUGGCUUUGCCAAGGAGACGACUUCACAUAAUUCUUUAGCUACCCCGUGCUACACACCCUACUAUGUUGGUAAGAAACUGUUUCUUUAUGUACUCUAAUAUUCUCUGCACACGAUGCUAAUGACUGACUGAACUGUGAUGUAUCACUGAUAACUAGGGGUGUGUCAAGAUAUCGUACCAUGAGAGCUUGCGAGACUAAAGUUUAAUGAGAGUUCACGUGGAGGUGAUAAGCUGUCUUGUGAAAUCAAUACAGAGUUUUCCGAGGACAGCACUUGGUUUGUUAUUUCCCACGCCAAGGAGGUUAUGUUUUUGGUAGCGUUGGUUUGUUUGUUUGUCUGUCUGUUAGCAACUUUACAGAGAAAGUUACAGACGGAUUGACCUGAAAUUUUCACCAGAGGUGUGUCUCAACCCCAGGAGGAUCCCAUUAAAUUUUGGUGGUGAUCCGGAUCGCCUUCUGGAUCCAGGAAUUUUUUGAAGGAUUCUUUAUCAUUGUGAGAUAGAGCAAAUUUUGGAAUUUUUGCAUUUAACUCUAUGAAAAUGUCCAGAGUCUUUAGUAAAAAAUCACACAAGAGGAUCUCAAUGAGUUUUAUGAGGUGUCAAAGGUUGAUCCUGAUCCAGACAAAAUUCCGGAUACUGUGAUCCAGAACACACAAUUGUUUUAGGAACAUUUUGAACAGUGAACGUAGCAGUUUAAACACAAAUAAAAGUUAAUAAAAGACACGUAACAGUAAAAGUUUUGGUGUGAAUCACAAUAUAAGGGGGGACAUGAGCUGCUUGGCGGAGAUCUGCGCUCUCCGAGUGCUUUUCUAGUUAGGAAUUGCAAUUAUUGCAUCGUACUGAUGUGGUGGUAGCACUGCAUCAGAACCAUUUCAGUGAAGCCGAAAAAAGAACCACCAAAACUGCAGCGUAAGUAGGCUGUUUAUGCAGCAGACCAGGGUCGUGUCCAAAUAAUGUGCUAAUAUUGCUGUUUGUUGCUGUUAAAAGAGAUUCAGACUGCAGUUUGUCACACACUGACAGACCUGACAGACUCUGUGUGACAGACCUCACGUGAUCAGUUGUUGUACUGCCCUUACAGCACGUGUACUUGUAUGCUAAGCUAGACAGCCAGCUAACAUCUUCGGAGUACUCCAGUAACCACACAAGGCUUGACCGUUUGUGUAUCUUACUGGAAUUCUUCAAAUUGUAAAACUGAAACAUUACAGAAAUAAAAACAACUCAGUAUACAUAAUGUACUCCAAACCGCCUGAAAAUAACAACUUCAUUUAUCCAUUAUAUACAGACACACAGUCUCCAAGGCAGCAGUGUUUUGGGAAACAAAACACAGCACUAACAUCUGUACAGCCGCUUAGCUUUUCUUGUGUGUGCGCAACUGCAGCAUAGGGAGCUAGCAAACACAGAGGAGACCUACAAGGCUGCACACAGUGAACAGAGCACUCACUCUGACGCGAUUUCUGAGGUCCAAUGAACCAAGCUCUCAUUCUGACGGGGGAAAAAAAAAAAAAUUAUUCUCUGAACUUUUCAAACUAAUAACUUAACUCACCUAACAUUUUCAACUCUUUACCCUCGCUGUAAAGGCAGCACGGUUGUCCUAUUUUUAUUUCAUGUACUUAUGUCUAUAUUCACAUUCAUUUCGUCCAACUGUCAUGUUCUUCCUCUGUGGCACCACUGAACUGCAAUACGGUAUGAAUGAUUAUUAACUUAGUAUUUUGUGCCCUCAUGUCUUGGUUAAAGCGUGUUAGCGUUUAAUUAAAAGGCGCAACAUGCAUAAGUAUUGUAGAGGAGUACAUGUUGAUAAUAGAUGUAUAACAAUGAUUUAAAAAAUCAUUACUACCACAAACAGUCACCACAGCAGAGAACAGAGAAUAAUGACAAAAAUAGAGAAUUAAGGGCUGUUUGUAUUGUUCAUGCUUUAUACUCUACUUGGUAACUCAUACUAAAAAAGUAGAACUGAAGUGAAAUUCAUACAAGGUGAUGACUUCUGACACAAAACUUCAAAUUGGACCGGGGUUGUUUAUUUUGUGACUUUUGUCUGAAUGAAAGUAUUUUCCAGUCACAUGUUCUAUCAUUGAAAUUCUUUUAAAAAUUGAGCAAAACUCGCAUCUUGUCUCAUUCACGUGAACUAAAUCUUGUCUCGUCUUUGCUCUUGUCUCGUCACACCCCUAAUCAUGACAUACAGUUUAUUUCUGCCUUUGGAGCUUGAAUUCACUCCUUAAUCCUUCCUUUCUGUCUGCAGCACCAGAGGUUCUCGGCCCAGAAAAAUACGACAAGUCAUGUGACAUGUGGUCAUUGGGUGUCAUCAUGUACAUCCUGUGAGUAAUUUUUUUUUUUUUUAAUGAGUUUCCUUAAUUAUUCUUUGAAAUAAAAAAGGCACUAACUUACGAAUUCUUAAACAGGUUGUGUGGGUAUCCUCCCUUUUAUUCCAACCACGGCCUCGCCAUCUCUCCCGGCAUGAAGAGGAGGAUCAGGAUGGGCCAGUAUGAGUUUCCCAACCCUGAAUGGUCUGAUGUAUCAGAGGAAGGUCAGAAAUAGCAUAUGCAUGUGGUGACUUAAGGUAGUGAGUUUAAAUGCUGUCAAUUGACAUUUUUUAACUUUACUUUUAGCCAGAAAUAAUACCUCAAGAUAGUUUCAUAAGUCAUCCAAAUAUAAAAAAAGGUUAUUUUUGCUAAACUCUGCCGUCAAGAAAUUGAAACUGCUGCCUGUGUUUUCACCUCCUCUUCACUGCCAUCAGUCAUAUUUGCUGCAAUUGAAAGUGAUGUUGUAUUUUCUGUCUUGUGUAGGGGUUUUGAGAAAAAAAAAAGAGAAGCCAACAAAGUGAUUAUUAGUGAACUUAGGGAUAUUUCCUUCAAUUGGAUCAGUUCAGUGUAUUUGUGGAACUUAAGAGUCAGAUGAGUUGUAUUUACUGUAAUACUAUUCUUAAAAAAAAUCUGUACAUGGAUUACUGUCAGUGUGUGCUAUUUUAUUUUCAGUUGGAGUUGACGACUCAGUUUUUGGUUACACCGUCAUAGCAAAAUAAACAUGCAAACAACAGGAUUGCUCAAUGUAAGCUAGCGUUAUUGCUCAACAUGCAGCAUGUUCAGGAAUAAACAACAUGUUGGUAAAGUGUAAAACUACACGGUUUUCCCUCUGCACUUUUUUUUUUGUCUUUUUAAUUUUAGUUUCAUAUCACUAUGUCACCAUUUGUUUUAAAUAGUAGCUAGUAAGAAAAAUGUUCUGUGUUGUGUUUGCAGCUCAACAGCUGAUCAGGACCCUCCUCAAGACCGAGCCGACACAAAGGAUGACCAUCACAGAGUUCAUGAAUCAUCCAUGGAUCAAUGUAACAGCACUAUCUUGUUUUUAACUUCAAGUUCACUCCCUUACUACCUCUCAAUGAACAACACUGUUCUGGGUGUUGCCCCUCCAGUGAAGUCAACAAAUCUGCUUGUGUUCCUUUGUGUCUUUGUAAAGCAAUCAAUGGAAGUUCCCCAGACCCCACUUCACACCAGCCGUGUGCUUAAAGAAGAGAAGGAUGCGUGGGAGGAUGUCAAGGUAAGAGGUUCCCUUUGCAACGAUUCAAAAAACGAAACACUUUGAAUGAAGGACUGCUGCCAUGUCAAGUCUUUGGAUUGAUUAUUUGAAUGGCAGCAUCAGAAAAAACACCCUUCAAAGUAAAGAUGGACUGUACUGUGUCUCUCUGUAGUUAUAAGUUAUGGUCAAUGAUAAACUUAUGCCAUGACUGUGUAAGGGCCGCAAAUCCUUUUAAAAUCGAAAGAAGAGAAUUAGCUUAAGGAGGAAACAGCUAAAAUCAACAGUGGAAACCUGGGGUUAAUGAACAUGCCCGAUAUGGACUUAUUUUUGUCCAUAUAUGGUGAGGGGUCAUCGCUGCAUUACACCUGGCAGCCAUGUAGGCUUUGUUAAUAUGCUCCGUUCCAGUUGUACUGGGAAGUCGGAAUAUCCGAGCUCCAAGUCAGAAAUUCAUCUAGAACGCCCCCCCUGAAGUCGGAUUUCCGACUCAGAAAAUCAGACGAUCCUCACCAACCCCGACUUGACGACAACGUCAUAAUCCAGGAUGGAAGUACAGUGCAUCAACAGUAAACAAUAACAGUGAAAGCUCUUGUAAUGUUUUAUUUAUUAGCACUUCUGUUUUGUUUUUGUGAAAUUAAAUAAGUGGUAUAUGUUGUGCUGCCCAAUGUCUAACUGUGAACACGGUGGUAUGGUGUUUGUAAAAGUAAAAUACUGUGUAAUGUGUUGUUUACAACUAGUAUAGCUAACAACAACUAACAACCGCUGACAACGGCUAACAACAGCUGACAAUUGUAAACAACAGCUAACAACGGCUAACUGUAGGCGUCCAUCUUGGAUUUCUGACUUGUUAACUGGAACGCUGUCAACUCGGGUGUAAUGUCAUUCCCAGCUCCAACAUCCGACUUUUGAGGUAACUGGAACGUAGCUUAAGCUUUGUCUUGUGUUUGUUUUGUUGCUAAAGAAACAAAAAAGGCAGGAAUUGUUGUGAACUUUGGUGUCCUUUUAAGGGACCCCCAUUUUCAAGCAACUUGACCUGUAGGUUAUAUACAGCAGGUUAUAUACAGCAAUUCUGAGACAAAGUUUUGUUGCAUCUUCACCAUUAUUAUUUUAACUUUUUUCUUACAAAGCAACAUUACCUCCUCUGCUGUUGAAAAAAAAAAGACAAACAGCUGUCAUAAUCUGUAUUUGUUGCAUUUAAAUCUUUUACACUGGCUAAGUAGAUCAAAAACUCUACGACAUUGGUAUGUGCUAGUCUUCAAUAUGGGAUACCAAACUGCAUUUCGUUACAUAUUUUUGGGGGAAGUGUUGAUCCUUUUUGAUGAGCACUGCAGUUUUUUUGUUUCUGAAAGAACAAUGGAUCUGCAUUUUAGACCUUUGAGGGAAAGAAGCUUGUCGGGCAGACGUGAUAUCUUGGCUUCAGUGAAUCAAGUGGUCAAAUGACCCUUUUUUUUUUUUUGAUGAAUUUUCAGGAGGAAAUGACCAGUGCCUUGGCAACAAUGAGGGUUGAUUAUGAGCAGAUCAAGAUCAAGACCAUUGAGGACUCGACCAAUCCCUUGCUUACGAAAAGGAGGAAGAAAGCCAAUCACAGCAUCGCCGACCCACAGUCUGCUGCUCACUGAAAGAUGCACGAAUGCAUGCACAUACAAACACAGGUUGUAAAAAGGAAGCAAUAAUUCGUCGACGUGUGAGUCGCAUUGCAUGGAUUUUAUCAGUGUUUUAUUUUUCAUGGCAAAUUCUAAUGUUUUGUAGGAGUGUUUUGUUUUUAUUACUCUACCAUUUUAACAAGCCUAGCCUUUGCUUUGGCAGAGAGGAUGUUUAUCCGUGUUUUUACACCAGUAAAGAGAUUAUGAAUUAUAGAAAAUAUCAGGUUGUGUACCAAGAGGGGCUUGAGUGUUUGGAUAGGACUUGAAGCCUUAGCAUUAGCAGUAGCCCUGCCCCCUCCCCCCGGCCCUGUUGAAGCACUAGCCCCCUGUGAAUGUUAAAUCAGAUGGCUAAAUCCCAAAUAAAGAAAGCAAGGGAAAGUUUCGUACCUGCAGAAUAAACAGAUGUAUUUUGAACUGACAAGUGGAAUGUAAGGACUUUUCUCCUGCCUGUUGGUGUUAGCUGGAUAGUCACUCAUUUUUGGGACACGAGUCUGUAAGGUUCAGUUUGUCUUGGUGAAUGUUGAACAGAGGCCUAUGCACUCACUCAAGGGCUGCGUGCCAUUCUGACAGAGCACCUCACUCUUGGCUCCUCUCUCCUUAUUUUAUCUAUGCUUGUUUUUCAGAAAUGUUGUUUUAGGCCAGAGGAGGAUGCCAGGAGUAAGAACAGAAACUGGCUCCACUUUUGGCCUGCAUGUAGCUAAGAGGAGAGUAGGAGCCAACCGAUACUGUAUUUUUUCAUGGAUUUUAUUAGUAUAGGCCUUAAUGAGUGUCGCUAUAUCAGUAAAUGAUGUUUAACCCCUACCUACCUACCUACCUACCCCUUGGUUCAUACUAUCACAGAUGUUAUGCUUCAAAGUUUAUGACUUUGCCAGAUUAUAUUUCAGGUUCAUGCUAUGCAGAUAUGUUUGUCAGCAAGCGGAGAGUAAGUACUGCAAGGACCUUUUGUUUUUUUCCUUUUUUUUGUUAGUGUGGAUUUUUUUUUUUUUUUGCAAAUGUGUCAGAGAGAUGUCAAGCAACAAUAGAGAGCGCAAGUGUAUGUUUAUGUAAGCAGUAGCACCCUUUAGGGAAUACAUGUUUCGGACAGACCUUCAGUUCCUACGAAAUGAUCACGAUCACCAAACGGUAGAGGGACUGAUCUGUGUUUAAUGCCAGUUUCCGCUGACCGUUCUCCUCCACACUGUCCUUGAGGAUCGAUAGAGUAGAAACUACUGAAGUGCUGCUCCGGUCCUGGGAGUAGAAUCUUGACAUAACACCAGCAAGCUGUCAUCACAUCCAGAUAGGGUAUGAUGGUUGUUUUCUCUUUAAUGUGCUGUCCACAUAAAAGGACUAUCUCACUUUGGGAUCAUGAGACAUAAAUGUAUUGGUUUUGUCAGUUUUGUCCACUUCACUAUGUGAAAUCACAUCCACAUGACCUUUCACAUCACACCUAUAAAAUAUUUCACUGUAAAAUGUUCACUGAAUGUUUGUGAUGAUGUUCCCUUUUUUUUCUCAACAUCUUUUUGUAGUGGAGGCACAGAUGUGUGUCUAUCAUUGAGUCUGAUUAGCUACACCUGCCAUACUUUGGUCUGCUUAAGCUUUGGAUUAAAAAAACACAAAACUAA